Marchantia polymorpha subsp. ruderalis is the source of this 1078-nucleotide messenger RNA. Lineage: Eukaryota; Viridiplantae; Streptophyta; Marchantiopsida; Marchantiales; Marchantiaceae. The record is from the annotation of a GenBank genome assembly.
GCAGACGAGAGAAGUGUUGUUGCAUCGUCGGAGAUGCACGGGCGAAAAGCGAGAGCAAAGAGUCGAUGUGUGGUACAUUGCCCAACAGAGGGAGGCCUGUGAAGGAAAAUGUCGUUCAUGAAGGGAGAUCUUCUUAUGAGGACCCGGCGUCUCAUCAAGGGACGUGUCAUCAAGAAACCACUGUGGUUUGAUUCCGUGGCUAAUUCUCCACCACAAUCGAUUCGUGUGCGCGACGGCAAGGCUCCGAAAAUUGAAUUGCCCGAAGAUCGUCUCAUCAAGUCAUAUCUCGCACGUUAUCCGGAAGCUAGAUGUAAAGCUUUUGACUUGAACAGCUUUGAAGCACCGAUUGCCCGACAAUUUGCAUGGCGAGUGUUGGAAUUGUUGGAUCGAGGCUUUUCUGAGGCUUGGGCUCGUGAUAUUGUGGAGGCUGACUUGGUCUCGGAGGAGAAAGCGAAACGAAGAAAGGAAAUGCUUGAAGGGAGGCCAGUGGCGAAGACUGCACUUGAAGAAGCGCAAGAAGAGGAUUGGGCUAACAUGGCAAAUGGUUUACAUAACAUGCAGCCCACUGGAUCUGCAAACAACUGAAGAGAUACAAGUAUUGCCAUCGAGAGACUUGAAUUUCCUGCAUGCUUGUCAGUGAAGUCAGACCUACUAUCAGAAAAUAAAAGACGUAGACUUUCCCUGUCCAUACAUUUUCAUAGUAUUUUCAGGAAAUUUUCAUAGCGGCUGAGACUUUUGAGGAUAGAUUGCAGUUACAUGCUUAUGAUAUCAUACCGACAUGAUGUGAAAUCAGUGAAAGUUACUUUUAAUGGAGAGAAACAAUUUUGGCAGAACUGGAUCAUGAACAUUCUUUUCAAGUAUGAGAUAUAUUACAUCCGGAAGAAAUUGUGAUCUUGCUACCUUAGGAUGUGCCAUCAGUGUUUCUCUGCUUCAAGCUCGGAGUGUGUAGAAAAGAUAUAAGAAGGUCUUCAUGAAAUCAUUGACUAGAAUAGAAAGUUAUAGACGCUAGGUUGGUCUCUCUGUCAGUUCAUCGGUUCUCAGGGGUGCUUCAGUUAUGUAGAGUUUCCACCUAAACUUG